AUGUAUAUAUGCUUUUGCCUAUGCUUGUGCUUAUGCUUGUGUGUUUACAUGUGUAACCACCGCCCUAUAUUCUUCUUUGUUCAUCCCUGUUGCUCUUUUCAUUUCUCUCCCCCAUUUGCUUUACUCCGCUUCCGCUUCCUCUCCUUCAUUUUUUAUUUUUCCGUAUUUGCUUAUUAUAGCUUUAAUUUUAAUUUUAAUUUUGUUGUUCGUCCUUAUUUUCAUUGGUUUUCAUUUCUUUUUUUUUCUGUUUUGUGUGCACUUUUUUGUCACAUUAUUUGCAUAUACUUUUUAAAGAAUUUGCACAUGGUCAUGAGGUCUCAGUUGUGUAGACGAGCGGGUAAGGAGAAAAGAAAAGAAAAGAAGAGAAGAGAAGAGAAGAGGAGAUGA
This is a messenger RNA of Trypanosoma brucei brucei TREU927, 387 nucleotides long. RefSeq lists its product as hypothetical. Lineage: Eukaryota; Euglenozoa; Kinetoplastea; Trypanosomatida; Trypanosomatidae. Bases 1 to 387 code for a protein of 128 amino acids. The transcript has a single exon. The record is from RefSeq and is a predicted model, not a curated record.